Messenger RNA from Volvox carteri f. nagariensis, 1779 nucleotides. RefSeq lists its product as uncharacterized. Gene Ontology annotation, biological process: SCF-dependent proteasomal ubiquitin-dependent protein catabolic process. Gene Ontology annotation, cellular component: SCF ubiquitin ligase complex. The transcript is spliced from 4 exons. The record is from RefSeq and is a predicted model, not a curated record. Lineage: Eukaryota; Viridiplantae; Chlorophyta; Chlorophyceae; Chlamydomonadales; Volvocaceae. Gene Ontology annotation, molecular function: protein binding. Bases 1 to 1779 code for a protein of 592 amino acids.
AUGAAAUUUGCUUCCAGAUGUAUACUGGCAAAGAGGGCCUCGCAACAUGCUCGGGAAGAAUGCGAGCAGGUUUCCGGAAGCGAAGCACCAGUCUACAACAUCUUAGGCCUACCUGCUGACAUCCUUGAGCAUAUCUGCCAUUACCUUAACGUACGAGACGUAAUAGCGCUUUCUCGAACAUGCAAGCUUUGGGGAGGUGUUGCGUCGUCACCUCGCGUCUGGGCAGGCCUCGUGCAGCGUUCAUUUUUGUUUGAGGAGCUGCCUCAAGACCUCGAGUUCCUAAGCUCACUAGAUACGCAGCAUAUCCGAGCCCAGUUCUGGCAACUCACUCGGCAACGCCCAGCGUUUCUUUCCGAUGCACCGCGCACGUCGGAGAUUCUUGAACGCACGGGGUCCCGUUUUCGAAAGCAACUCCGUUCCGCUAUCCCUUCCGCGCUCAUUCUUCACCUAGACGGCCGACGCGAUUUUAACUUCACCACCGUCUUCCGCGACGUCCCCCCCGGACAUUACUACGUCAUAUGGCGUGUCAUGCUACAGCCGGGUUAUGUGCGAGGCUACUGCAACUUCCGAGCCGUCUUUAGUCGCCCAUCCGACCCUAAAGCAGUUGCUACUGCCGCCGCCGCCGCAACCGCCGCUGUAGCGGGCCCAGCCAAGCAUCUUUGCAAGCUCCCGCACAAGUCAAUCGCUACCGCCGCCGCCGUCGCUGCUACAGCCGUCAAGCACCGACUGCUACUGCCCCUCCGUCGGAAGAGGCAAGAUCGGCGACGGCGAGCGCAGGAGGACGGCCAGUCAGGUCUGUUAGCCGGGACGGACGUGGAGAGGGCGGGGGGUAUGGAGGGGGUGGAACAGGAGCAGGAGAUCCAGGACGAUGGGUCGGGAGGUGUGAGGGGCCGCAAGACAGCGAGGGCGUUGCUGCUCCGGCUGUGGCCGAAUGGGGCUUGGGGCUGCGGACGACUGCGAGGCGGCGUCAGCUCCGCUGCGGUCGCGCCGAUGGUGGGAAGGGACGAGGACAGCGCCGCGACAGCGGCGGCAGCGGCCAUGGUGCUCAUGCAGCAUCGCAACCAUCAGCAUCACCAGCAUCAGCAUCAUCACCUUCAGCCCGGACAGCAGGAGCUGCAACAGCCACAGCAGCAGCAGCAGCCAAGGGGCCAGGCGGGUCAAGAGGCCCAUAAUGCCCCAAACCACCUUUACCACCGCUACAAUAAUAACAACAACAAUAACGACUAUCCCGAAAUCGAGCCGGAGACUGUGGCGCCAGAAGGGAAUCCGCAGGAGCAGCUACCCCCGCCGCCGCCGCCGCCAGUCCGGUUAUCUACUGUCGCCGCCGCCGCAGCAGCAGCAGCAGCAGCAGCCGGCCCCACCGCUGCCGCUGGCGGUCCUGGCGGCGGCCCUCAAGCGCAGCUCCUUCACCGCGCCAUGGGCCACCUGGCCGCUGCCUCCACCAAACGCGACGCCGCCUUGGCGAGUGGCGGCGGCGGCGGUCCUCGCUACGUGUCGCGGUGGAUGGCGCCGCUUUGGGGCAGCCAUACCAAUGCCUGGCGGCAGCUGGAUCCCGCGGGACCGCUGGGGUGCGGCGACUGGCGCAGCCUGCAGAUGGGCACGUUGACGCUGCGGAGGCGCGCGGACGCCCACUUGCACGGCGUGAUGGUGCAGUUGCGGCCCGCGGACGGGGCGCAGAUGGCGGCGGCGCUGCCGUCGGGGGAGACCCGCUGGCGGGGCCUGCUCGUGGACUAUGUGGAACUGGUGGGCGUUCACUGGGGGAGGGGGGCGUUGUUGUGA